CGCUCCAUUCAUAAACGCUAUAACUCGUAUGCAGGGUUAGGCAGUAAUCAUAACCUCUCUCACGUUUUUGUUUUGACAGCUCGCAAAUGACACGCGUUAUGAGCGAGCUUACAUGAUCGCGAUCGAAUUAUGAAUAAGAUUUCUCGCCUGAAGGGCGUGUGAAGUACGAUAAAGUAAUGUUUGUUUGUCGCGCAUUGUAAUAUAGUCCAUGAAAGAGAAUGUCCGCGAUUAUAGACGACAAGGUAGUCGCGGGUGCGAAGAGCUCAAAUAUCGUCAAGGAAGAUCCGAUCGUAGCUCUCACGGAGAGAGUCAAAGCUUUGUAUCUCUUCCGAGACCGCUAUUUUGAGACGCAUUCUAUCGACGAAGCGAUAAAAAAAAGUACUGACGUGGAGAAGGAGAUGAAAGACACGUUGAGCAAGUUCGAUGAGUGUAAAGGAUAUGAGAUUGAUGGCUCACGUGCCAAGUAUUAUUAUUUAAAGGGAAAAGCCCUGAACGUAGUGGACCGUUUCAUUCCGCAGGCGGAAGAACUUUUGAGUAAAGCAGUGAAAUUGGAGCCAAAAUUAAUAGAAGCUUGGAACGAAUUGGGAGAGUGUUAUUGGAAAAAUGACGACAUAAAGCAAGCAAAAAACUGUUUUGUUGGCGCUCUGCAACAUGAUAGGAAUAAAGCAUCUUUGCGAAAUCUGUCCAUGGUGUUUAGACAGGAACAAACAUCAUCCCUUGAAGAGAGAAUAAACAAUAUUAAACAAGGAGUGGAAUAUGCUAAGGAGGCUGUAAGUCUUGACACGAGUGACGGACUGUCCUGGGCCAUAUUAGGGAAUGCUUAUCUGUCUUUCUUUUUUACGGUGGCGCAAAGUCCAAGUACAUUACGUUUGUGCAUGUCGGCAUAUAUCCAAGCGGAAAAAGAUAUCAUUGCAAGAAGUAACCCCGAUUUGUUUUAUAACAAAGCAAUAGCUCUAAAAUAUGAAGAAGAAUAUAACUUAGCCUUACAAUCGUUUGAAAAUGCAAUGGCGCUCGAUCCGCUGUGGGAAACACCGCGUAACAAACGCGAUGAAUUGCUACAAUAUCUUAAAGACAUACAAAAUUCAAUUAAUAAUAAUGGAUACGUAAAACCGAAACGAUUAUAUCAAAUGAUACGGGCAUUGGAUAUUAAACACUUAGGACCAUACAAGGAUGGAGCGUAUACGUAUGGCGGAAAAUCUGUAAAGUUAGAUUUAAUUCCAUUACGGGAAUUAAGUCUUGGAUUGAACACAGAAAAAGUCGUCUUUGGAAAAGUAGUCUGUUGGAUUCAAGACUCGGAUUGCGUCCCAUUUGCUUUUUGUCUCGUGGAUGAACAGAAGACGUGUAUUGUUGUUACUGUAUAUAAUCUAGCGAAAGGCCGAGGAGUCACGAUCGGGGAUUCUGUUGGUAUACCAGAACCGUUUGUUACACAUCAGAAAUUUUCCUACAUGAAUAAUGAUUUUGAUUACAAAUCUAUUCGCGUUGAAACUCCAAUUGUACUUGUAGUUAAUGGGAGAAAACUAGGUCGUGAACAACAAGCCGGCGCAAAUUUGCAAACUUUUAAAAAGACAGAUUAAAUCUGUUGAGCGAGCAUUGAAUUAUGUCCUCAGUUAUACUCACUUAUGAAUAAUUUUCAAUCUUAUGAUUAUUUUCUAAUAGUAAUAUUUUAAUAACGAUUAUACUAAAUAUACUCAUCAGAGUAUAUUUAAGGUUUGUGCGAUAUUACACGAAUUUAAAACAAAUAUAUUUUGAAACGUUACAUGCCAACAUGUGUUGGGAAUAAUCAAAAAGAAUAAGCAAAAAUAUAUGCUACGUUACAUGAAUUUCGUAUUUUAUAAUAAUGUAUGAGAAAAUAUUCACAUAUACAUCUGAGCUGCCACAUUUAUAAAAUCUGAAGAGAAAAAAUAAUAUAUAUUUUUCUUUCAUUAUAAUGAUAAUUAUGAAGUGCAAGCAGGAUUUGCAGAAGCAAAGUAACAUAUCUGCCAAUUGAUAAAGUCAUACAACUUUGCCUGUUAUUAACUUAGUAAUUUACUUAAAUUCACGACUGAAGUAGAAAUAUAAUAUUUUUUAUUUUCUAUUUUAUAUUGUAAGCAUAUUUUAGUUUUUCCUCUAUUGUCAAAUGUUAAAACAUUUUAGAACUAUCUUGCUUAUCUCCGCGGAUUAGCGAGUUCGAUGGGUUCUCAUUGUUUUACUGUGAAAAUAUCAAAUCUAUUAUGAUGAUCCUUGGUCUUUGAAUUUUGCUCCACCUGGGUUAAAGUAUAGACUUUUAAAGUAUAGACUUGCAAAGGAUUUCAGCGUCAAAAGCAGUUGAACUUUACGAACUAUAUUUGAUCUCUUAUGAAUAUAUCUUUGAUAUAUUUAUUUGCUCUAUAAAAUCAUAAUAUCUUGCGUUUAAUAAUAAUUUAUCACACGAUACAUUUAAAUUAUAUUAAAAGAAAUAGCAAAGUAGAAAAUGCAAAAACAAUUUUGUUAUAAAUUUUAUAGUUAUAUAAAAUAUUUUUAUCGAUAUUAGUAUAUUAGAAAAUCCAAUUUAGUAUCAUAUGAUUGUCAUAGUGCCGAUAUUUUUUAUUAUAUUACUGAUUAUAUUGUUUGUUCCAAUCUGUAAAUUAAAAUAUCAAAGCAGAAAAAGGAUUGAUGAAUAUACGUAUAUCAUGAUACGUAUAUCAUUUCGAAAGAAGAAGGGAGAAGAAAAAAAGAGAAGAAAAGUCAUUUGUACCCAAUCAACUGUGUUUGCAAUGCCAAUAGGUUGAUUUGUGUAUAAUAUAAAAUUUCCUAUAGUAUUGGUCCAUAAUCGCAAUAUAAAUUCAUUUGCGAAUACGUCGUCUUUUAACAACUUAUAUGGAGAAAUGUAUAAGAAAAAACAUUCUCUGGUUUUAUAAAAAAAAAAAUAAAAAAAAAAACAGAACUUA
Molecule: messenger RNA, 2906 nt
Organism: Solenopsis invicta (red fire ant)
Lineage: Eukaryota; Metazoa; Arthropoda; Insecta; Hymenoptera; Formicidae
Product: tetratricopeptide repeat protein 5
Exons: 8
Coding region: 219-1574 (451 amino acids)
Molecular function (GO): protein binding
Source: RefSeq, a predicted model, not a curated record